Messenger RNA from Trypanosoma conorhini, 882 nucleotides. RefSeq lists its product as uncharacterized. Lineage: Eukaryota; Euglenozoa; Kinetoplastea; Trypanosomatida; Trypanosomatidae. The record is from RefSeq and is a predicted model, not a curated record. The coding region runs from base 1 to 882 and encodes 293 amino acids. The transcript has a single exon.
AUGCGGGCAGCAGAGGGGACGUUGCGGUACCGGCUACAGGAGACGCGUGCACUGGUGUGGCGCGCGCUGGUGCCCAACGAUCGCCCAACACCGUUCUUUACCCUGCUGACUGUCACUGGAAACGGCGCCCAGCUUAUUCGCGGCUUUGACAUUUUGCUGUCGCUUUCAUGCAGCGCCCAUACAACGCCAUGGUGUGCGUUGGGACUCUCAAAUACCAUUGUGAAUAUGAUAUACGCAAUUGUGCUCAUGUGGCGAAUGCGCUACCGCAUUGAGCAGGGAAUACCACUGGAGCUGAGUACUUUCCGUCUCUUCUUUAUGGAGCCAAUCAACAUAGCAUUUUUGGUGUACGUCGUUUGGGAGAUCUUUUGGAUGCUCGGUGCCUCGUGGAUAGCCACAACGCCUCUAGUGCACGAUGCCUGUGGCACCUAUAUCUCCGUUCAGCUCGGAUGCUGCAGCGUGCUUCUUAUCCUGGGAACCGCACUACUGUUGUUCACCUUUAUGACUGAGCUGUUAAGGAAACCGCGGUGGCGACUGCAUGCAAAUGAGAUAUGGCGCCGAAGAUAUUCAACGCGCGGGUCCGCCCCGUUAAACCUCACAAACAUACUUCGCGAUGAUCACCGCACUGACAUGGGGACUAUUCCGGAGAGUCUGCGGUGCCAUACGCAUGAGGAGGAACAGCAGGGGGAGGAGGCGAUGGUGUUUGCGGGGCAGGCGCAAACGUCGCGUCUGAGAGGCAUGGUGGCGGGCAGCACGGAUGCCGGUGUCUCUGGGGAGGGGAGCCGCAGGCAGGGCAAUACACUUUUUCCCACGGAGAACGAAGGCGGUUCCCCACGCAGGGCCAUCUCCUGUUUUUCUCCCCGGGCGUGUGAGCAAGGCGCAUAA